Molecule: messenger RNA, 947 nt
Organism: Stegostoma tigrinum
Lineage: Eukaryota; Metazoa; Chordata; Chondrichthyes; Orectolobiformes; Stegostomatidae
Product: microtubule-associated proteins 1A/1B light chain 3C
Exons: 4
Coding region: 207-593 (128 amino acids)
Biological process (GO): autophagy of mitochondrion; cellular response to nitrogen starvation; macroautophagy
Cellular component (GO): cytosol; autophagosome membrane; autophagosome
Molecular function (GO): ubiquitin protein ligase binding
Source: RefSeq, a predicted model, not a curated record
UCGACCUGAAACAAUACUCCAGCAGAAACUAAUGGCUUAAGUAAAUCUUAUUGUCGAUGCCCGACUGUUUAACUGGUUAAUUUAGAGUGAAGAUUGGGGUUGCUUGGACGGGAUGUUAAAACACGCGGGCUGGUGGCUGAGGAGGGGCAACGAAAGCAUUUUUGUUCCCUGUUGGGAAGGGAGAAAAGUUUCUUUUGGAGAAAGGCAUGGCUCCCUCAGAGAGGACCCUGGAUUGUAGACCCUUCAAGGAGAGGCGUAGUUUGGCUUUCAGGAGAAGUGAAGUAAUUAACAUCCGCAGGAAGUACCCCAACAAGCUACCGGUGAUUGUGGAACGAUACCCAAAGGAGCGAUCCCUACCUCAUUUGGACAGGUCAAAAUACCUUGUACCUCUGGAACUCAGCCUAUGUCAGUUCAUGAUCAUUAUCAGGAGUCGAAUGUCUGUCACCUCGAGCCAAGCCUUCUAUCUGAUGGUGGAUGACCGGAGUCUGGCCAGUACGUCCCUGACCAUGGCGGAGAUCUAUGCGGAGUACGUGGAGGAGGAUGGCUUUCUCUACAUGACCUAUGCCUCGCAGGAAAUGUUUGGAUUCCCCUGACUGGGAAGCUGAAUUAAAUCAGACUUUGUUUUAUUUUCACCCCCCCCCCCCCCCCCCCACCCUGCUGUUACUUCCAUUCCUCAUGUCUGUGUGGUGUGGGGUAGGUGAACUUCUCUGGGGGGAGGGAGGGAGAUAGCACCAAAUGGCCGAGUCCCUCCUUUUUCUGCCUCCCUGCAGUGUUUCAUGCAAUUGUAGCCUAGUUUUGAACCAGUGUGGAUUCCCUGUAAAUUGUGCACACUCACUCACUCACUAAAUAAUUGUGUCACAGAUCAGGAUCUGACAAUGGUCUGGAGGAAAUGUUACAAUUCUGCUUUUCCACACCUGCCCGAACUAUUAAAGUUGCUCAGAAGACAA